AUGCGCGCCCUGCGCGUCAGCGGCCCCGCCCCCGGCCCCCGCGGCGCCGGCGCCGGCGCAGGGGGCCGCGCGGGGCCCGGCGUCCCUGUUGGCCGGCGGCGGAGCGCCGCCGCCGGGUUUGGCGCGGGCGGCGGCGGCCUUGCGCUGGACGGGUUUGACUUUGACUAUGACCCGUUUGAUGAUAUGGACCCCUUUGAUGCACUCGGCUUUGACCCUUUGGGAUCAGACCCGGACGACCCCUUUGGUCCCGAUGACUUUGACCCGGAGUUUGACCCAGGGUUUGACUUUGACCGCGCUGCCGCGGCGCCCAUUGCGGACGCGCCCACGCCGCCGCUGGCAUGGGACGGCGGGGGGGCGUGGCUCAACGGCGCUGACGGCGCCGGCGGUUACCUGGAUGACUACAGUGAUGACGGGGCGGGCGGGUACGGUUACGAAGACUACGGUGAUGCUGGCGGCGGCGAUGGGAUCGGGGCAGGAGCGUGGCUGCAGCCGGUGGAGCCGGGGGUGGCCCCGGUGGCGGGGGCGCCGAUGGUGCGGCUGCAGCCAGAGCCGCCGAGCUAG
Molecule: messenger RNA, 561 nt
Organism: Monoraphidium neglectum
Lineage: Eukaryota; Viridiplantae; Chlorophyta; Chlorophyceae; Sphaeropleales; Selenastraceae
Exons: 1
Coding region: 1-561 (186 amino acids)
Source: RefSeq, a predicted model, not a curated record